This is a messenger RNA of Xyrauchen texanus (razorback sucker), 4504 nucleotides long. RefSeq names its product exportin-6. Gene Ontology annotation, biological process: protein export from nucleus. The record is from RefSeq and is a predicted model, not a curated record. Gene Ontology annotation, molecular function: small GTPase binding; nuclear export signal receptor activity. Bases 436 to 3822 code for a protein of 1128 amino acids. The transcript is spliced from 25 exons. NCBI's taxonomy places the organism in Eukaryota, Metazoa, Chordata, Actinopteri, Cypriniformes, Catostomidae.
GAGGAAACUGCGAGAGGCCUGCACGAGAAGAGCAACCUAAACAUCUCAAGGAGUGGCUCUACCAGCCUUCUCAGGACUCAAAUUAAAGCACCGAGUCCCACACGGCGCCAACACCGUCUGAGACGCAAAGACUAGAGUCCCGACAUAUUUUUACCUCCGGUGUUGUGUUCAUUGCCUCUCGUUUUCGCAGUCGUUUCAUGCGGUUUAUGUCCGUGGAUCCGUACAGCGGCAGCCACAGUCUCCUCCAAACAGCUCGCGCUAGAUCAACAAUAAUAACAGGUGUCCGGCAGCCCGAACCUGGCCUGGGCGUGCACGGGACAGCGAUGCGGGCUUUCGGUGCUUCCAGGAGGUGAAAUACAGGCCCUCGAGGAAGCAUGAACGAGCAGAACCGGAUUCAUCUUAUAUUAUAACGGCAUAAAAGAUCAGAGCCCAGGCAUGGCGUCAGAGGAGGGCUCCUUACGGGCCCUCGAGAGUAUUAUGACAGAGUUUUUUCACUCCUGCACCACCAAUGACCGUAAGAGAGAGAUCGAAGAGCUGUUGAAUAGUUUUGCGGGACAGCCUGGCUCGUGGAGGCACUGUCUGUACUUCCUGUCCAACAGCAGAAAUGAAUACGUCAUGAUGUACAGUCUUACUGUGUUUGAGAAUCUCGUCAAUAAGAUGUGGGUCGGUGUGGCCAGUGAAGAUAAAGCAGAACUCCGCAGCUGUUUGCCGAAGCUUCUGCUGUCACAGCAUUCACUGCUGCCUUUCUUCAUCAGAAAUAAACUCUGCAAAGUCAUCGUGGACAUCGGAAGACAAGACUGGCCAAUGUUCUACCACGACUUCUUCAGCAACACCUUACAGUUGGUGCAGUCACCAUCUCUAGCUCCACUGGGUUUAGUUCUGCUCAAGAUGACAUCAGAAGAGCUGGUGUGUCCGAGGGAAGACUUGAGUGUCGCUCGCAAAGAGGAGCUUAAAAAACUCCUGCUGGAUCAAAUCCCCACCGUUCUCAACCUUCUGACUCGUAUUCUAGAGACGGUAUGGGACAAACACAGUGUUACAGUCACCACCCCCCCUCCAUCACCCACAUCUAGAGAGACAGGUGUUUUGGUGGGCGACAGCGCACCAAUGAUCCUGGACGCUGAAAGUGCCGCUCUAUGUCUGCUGGCGCUGGAAUGUCUGACGCAUCUCUUCAGCUGGAUUCCUCUUUCGUCUUCUAUCACUCCAUCACUCCUCGAGUCUAUCUUUCAUUUCGCUCGCUUUGGAUGCCAGCAGCCAAUCAAAACCAAGCCUCUUUCCACUUUAAAUGGAGACUCCGCCCCUGGAAAUCUCCCAGCCAAUGGUGGGGGAUAUGGCAGGACUGGUCAGAUGGUGGGCCACACCGAACGGGCCAGACUUGGUGUCAUGGCGAUGAACUGUAUUAACGAGCUGAUGUGCAAAAACUGUGUCCCUGUAGACUUUGAGGAGUUUUUGCUCCGCAUGUUCCAACAAACGUUCUAUCUGCUGCAAAGACUCACAAAUACACACUCGCACACCAACACGCAUACUAUCAAAAGCAGACUACAGGAAUUAGAUGAAAGCUAUGUGGAAAAGUUCACAGAUUUUCUCCGGCUGUUUGUUAGCGUUCAUCUGCGGAGGAUUGAAUCUAACGCACAGUUUCCCCUAGUGGAAUUUCUAGCUUUGCUCUUCAAAUACACCUUUAACCAGCCGAGUCAUGAGGGCUAUCUGGUCUGUCUUGAUAUCUGGAGUAUAUUCUUGGACUAUCUGACCACCAAGAUCAGAAGCCGUUUGGCUGACAGAGAUAGCGUCAUUAACAGGUAUAAAGAUGCUCUAGUUCUGCUUCUGCGGGAAGUUCUUAACCGGAUUCAGUUCAGGAUAAACCAGAGUCAACUAGAAGAACUUGACGACGAGACGCUUGAUGAUGAUCGACAGACGGAAUGGCAACGGUAUCUGCGUCAGAGUUUGGAAGUGGCUGCCAAGGUGAUGGAGCUGCUGCCAUCUCAGACCUUCUCUGUUCUGUUUCCAGUUCUCCAGGAAGAUCUAGACAUUUAUCUUGGACUUCAACAGUUCAUUGUGAGAUCCGGAACAAGUCGCAGGCUGAACAUCACGGCAGAAGCUGACUGCAGAAAGCUGCACUGCGCUCUCAGAGACUUGAGCUCUCUGCUGCAGGCCGUCGGGCGACUGGCCGAGUUUUUCACAGGGGACGUUUUCACGACUCGCUUUAACGACGCUCUCGCCAUCGUGCAGAGGCUGGUGGAAGUGUCAUGUUACGGAUCUCAGAUCAGCUUCUACAAUGUAGAAAUGGCUGUUCCCUCUGUGCUCAAACCGGACCUUAUAGACGUCCAUGCGCAGUCACUGGCCGCUCUGCAGGCGUAUUCUCAUUGGCUGGCACAGUUCUGCGGGGAGGUGCAGCGGCAACAAGAUCAAACGCAAUUUAUGGAUCUCAUCACGUCGAGCAUGGCCGCCACGACCCCUCUCAUCAAUGCCAAGGUUCCAGAGAAGUUGCUGUUAUCUGCGUGCCAUCUCCUGGUCUCCAUGGCAACCACCGUACGGCCCGUGUUUCUGGUGUCAUUGCCAGCGGUGCAGAAUAUCUUCAACCUGAUCACAGAGAAUCAUAACCACAGAUUACCUCAAGAGGCUCACAUCCUUGUGUGUCGGGCUCUGUCCAACAUGUUUCUGUUGCCGUGGCCGAGCCUACCAGAAGCAGAUCAACAGUGGCCGAGCCGCUCGACCAAUCAUGCACGACUUCUCAGCAGUCUUACGCAGCAGUACCGCCUCCUGCCCCGCCCACUCAACCAUCACCCCACCAGUAAAGCAGUGAUCCAGCAGACUCUGUGUGUAUUGAAGGAUCUGGUGGACAGUAUAUCAGGAGAAGCUACCAAAUCCCGUCAGAUCUGUUACCACAGUCUGCAGGAGUCAGUACAGGUCACGCUCUCCCUGUUUCCCCAAUUCAUCCAACAGCCAGAUGUGACGGAUGAGAUGCUGAGUUUCUUUCUUACGCUGUUUCAAGCGUUACGUGUGCAGAUGGGCGUGGCCUUCACAGAGCAGAUCAUCCAGACCUUUCUCGGCAUGUUCACCAGGGAGCAGCUGGCGGUGAGCAUCUUACAGGAGGGCAGCUCGGGUUCCAAAGUGGUCCAGAAAUUUCUCAAGAUUCUUCAGGUUGUAGUGCAGGAACCUGGUCAGACCUUCAAGCCUCUGUUACCCAGCAUCCUCAGUCUGUGUUUGGAUCAGGUUUACCCAAUAUUGGCAGAGCGCUCCUGUCCAGAUGUGAAAGCUGAGAUGUUUGAGCUGCUCUUUCAGAUUCUUCAUCAGAACUGGAGGUUCUUCUUUAAGAGUUCUGUGCUGAGCAGUGUGCAGAGAACCAGGGGUGAAGAACCCAUGGAGAACCAAGAGCAGUUUACUACUGCCAUGCAGGCAUUCGGUCAGUCUUUCUUGCAACCAGAUAUUCACAUCUUCAAACAGAACUUGAGUUAUCUGGAGGUCCUGAACACAAAACACAAGCUGUACCACAGGAAGCUGUUUCGGAAUUCAAUGCUCUUCCACUUCUUAAACGUUCUGCUGCAAGUCCUCCUGCACAAGGGUCACGACCUCCUACAGGAGGACAUCGCACUGGCCCUCUACAACAUGGCAGCGGUGGAUUUCACAGCAUUCUACUCUUCCUUCUUGCCAGAGUUCCUAAAUGGUUGCCAAGGCCUCGACCCACACCAACGCACAAUGCUUGCCCGAAACUUCACGCCAGAGAGGGACCUGCCAUCAUUUUCUCAGGGAGUGUAUCGUCUGGUGAACGAUCUGCGCUUCUACAGACUGUGCAACGGAAGCCUUCCACCAGGAACGCUGAAAUUAUAGCAGCAGAUGACACAUGCCACAUAGCCAAACCAAGGCCCCAUCCUUCCAAGGACGCAGAUCACUGCUUUAGUGGUCACGUAUUGCCUUUUCGCCAGAGGCCAGCCUGUGAUCUCACCGGAGGCGUGUUCGUUCGUCUGCUUAUUUUGUGUUUAUUUCAGCUAGAUUUUACACAUUGCCAAUGAUCAAGAGGCCAAAGUGGAUGUUCUACGUCUGCCGUCGAGACUGGAGCACUCUUAAAAGUUGUCCAAAAUCGGCUGAUGCGAUUUAAAAGCACUGCUGUUCGGGACCCACGGUUUUGUUUAUGCAAACCUCUAUUGAUUGGGAUUGAAUUGGAGCGGUGCUUUCUGAAUUGCUUGUUGUUUUAAAAGAACUGGUAACUGAAAGCACACUUAUUUUGUUGAAAUGAACAGAUGGUUUCUGAAAUGCAGUGCUUGGAGUGAGCGAAUGGAUCUCAAAAUGGUUUAAAGUGAAUUUUGCCUACUGGCUGAUUUUGAGUGAAGCAUUUCUGGAGCUGAGUGGUUUUAAAGUGAACAGGUGCAAUGCAGAGCAAUUUAUUUUUUCUCUUAAUCGUCUGGUUUUAUUUCUUAAUCCUCAUUUCCAUUGCAGAUGGAGUCUCACGUGUUUUUCAUAUCAUUCCAUCCUGAACAAGGAGAAACAAACCUUCAAUAAAGUUUUAUAAUGA